AUGAGGUUCGGUUCAAAGCAGUCGCCCUUGUUGCUGCUGCUGGUGCCUUCGCUUGUCGGUGCGCUCAGCGAUCCCAUCCCAGACACUGGAAGCCGUUCAAACGUGGCAGCGGCCGCUGGUGAUGCCAUUGAGCCGGCCGUCGGCGUCGAUAUCAACGCUCGACGUGGCGGCCCCACCAAGGACGCGCCGGUUGAUGGCAAGGAUGGCAAGCCGCACCUGGGUCCCUUUGUGGGCACAGAAGGAGCCUCUGGCUCUGGUAGCAGUGGCAGCGGCAGCGGCAGCGGCAGUGGAAGUGGAAGUGGAAGUGGAAGCGGCAGCGGCAGCAGCAGCCUCUCGGACGACAGCCACCCUCCGCUGAGGGGCCGGCCGGAGGACUACACAGUCAUGGACGGCAAGAAGAUACCCGAGACCAAUGACGGCGUCAUGUUCGACAAGAACCGCGAGCGCCCGCAGGAGGGCACCACGGGGACGACAGGCGGCGUCUCGGAGAAGGACAAGACACGCAAGGCUCGCGAGGGCCAGGUGGGUGGCAGGCUGCAGGCGCAACCAGAGUCGCCUAAGGAGAUGCCUCCUCUGCCGCACAGCGAAGAGCGCAAGCUGCAAUCGUCCAACAAGGAAGACAGCUCGUCCAAGUCGACACAUGGGACCGACGACUCCGGGAGCUCGGGGUACACCGGUCUUGACAAGCCGGACGGACUCCCCAGUAAACCGGGAUCGCGACCCCCCCUACCCGACUCAGCCAACAAGGACCACCUUGACACGUCGACGUCCUCGUCGAAGACGGGCCACGGGCACAGCGACGAAGCUGAGGAGGGAAUAAUCCAGCCCUUUCAUUCCUUCGUCCUGUCCUUCACCAUGAUUCUCGUCUCCGAGGUUGGCGACAAGACGUUUCUGGUAGCGGCGCUGAUGGCUAUGAAGCACGACCGCAUGGUAGUCUUCACGGCUGCCUUUGGCGCGCUGCUGGUCAUGACGGUCCUGUCGGCACUCUUGGGCCACACGGUGCCCGCACUGAUCCCCCGACGCCUUACGAGCUUCCUCGCCGCCACGCUCUUCUUCGUCUUUGGCGGUCGUCUGCUCAAGGAGGGCAUAGAGAUGGACCCCAACGAGGGCGUGUCGGCGGAGAUGACCGAGGUGGAGCAGGAGCUCGCCGAGAAGGAGAAGGAGCAGCUGGGGCGCAACAACAGCCGCGGCGCCGAUCCGUACGCCCUUGAGAUGGGUCUCGGCGGAGGAGGAGGCGGCGGUGCUGGACGCAGGUCCCGGUCCAGGAGCCGCUUCCCGUCCCCGCCGCGCUCCCCCUCGCAGUCCCCACCGCCCGUCUCCCGCUCGGUCGCCGGGUCCAACGCCAUCUCCGGCGCGCUCCAGGGCAUGGGCAACCUGUGCUCCCUGCUGCUCAGUCCAGCCUGGGUCCAGACCUUUGUCAUGACCUUUCUCGGCGAGUGGGGCGACCGCAGCCAGAUUGCCACCAUCGCCAUGGCCGCCGGCCAGGACUACUGGUGGGUGACUCUCGGUGCCGCCGUCGGCCACGCUAUCUGCACCGGCGUGGCUGUCAUCGGCGGCAGGGCCGUCGCUGGGCGUGUCAGCCUCAAGGUUGUCACUGUCGGUGGUGCCGUCGCUUUCCUCGUCUUUGGAUUCAUCUACUUGAUUGAGGCUGUCUGGGGCUAA
Geosmithia morbida is the source of this 1662-nucleotide messenger RNA. RefSeq names its product putative Ca2+/H+ antiporter, TMEM165/GDT1 family. Gene Ontology annotation, cellular component: fungal-type vacuole membrane; Golgi apparatus. NCBI's taxonomy places the organism in Eukaryota, Fungi, Ascomycota, Sordariomycetes, Hypocreales, Bionectriaceae. The transcript has 2 exons. Gene Ontology annotation, molecular function: calcium ion transmembrane transporter activity; manganese ion transmembrane transporter activity. Bases 1 to 1662 code for a protein of 553 amino acids. Gene Ontology annotation, biological process: calcium ion transmembrane transport; Golgi calcium ion homeostasis; manganese ion transmembrane transport. The record is from RefSeq and is a predicted model, not a curated record.